AUGCUAGCGGGUAAAAGAAUUGCACUGAAGAAACAAACUAAUCCUAGGCAAACAAGAGUACGUAAUGUCGCCAGAAGUGUAAUUGAAGGCGUAGGGGUAGGAACAGUACCUUUAGUCAAUGACUAUGAUCUUGAUUAUUUUGGAGAAAUAGGAAUUGGAACUCCCCCACAAUUGUUCACAGUAAUUUUUGACACUGGCUCUAGUGAUCUUUGGGUUCCUUCGAGCAAAUGCGCAGACAUACCGGAUAACGCUUGUGACAACCACAGACAAUACGAUUCCAGUCAAUCUUCAACAUACCAACCCAUUGGCAUCCCCUUUUACAUUCAAUACGGAUCUGGAGAGAUAAGUGGUUUCACAUCUGCAGACACUGUAGAGGUUGGUGGUUUUAGUGUACCUGGUCAGAUAUUCGCUGAAGCAACUGACGAAACCUCUCCAUCUUUCUUUUUUAGUUUAUUCGAUGGUAUUAUGGGAAUGGCUUAUCCAGAUCUGACAGCAUCAGGUGCUACUCCUUUUUUCCAAAACCUGAUCGCACAAGGAGGUCUUGACGCGCCAGUAUUUUCGUUUUAUUUGAGCCAAAUUGCCAAUGGCGAUGACGGAGAAUUGAUGCUGGGUGGAUCAGAUCCAAACUACUACACAGGAGACUUCGCCUAUACACCAGUAUCACGACCACUCUACUGGCAAAUUACUGGUCAAGGUAUUUCUGUAAAAUAUGGAAAAGUUACAAAAUACUUGUGUCAAAGUGGGUGCCAAUGUGUCAUAGAUACUGGUACUUCUCUGAUCUACGGACCACCUGAUGAAGUUGCAAUUAUUAACAAGGCACUUUGGGCAAAAUAUGACGAUAUUGAAGGACUAUACACCAUUAACUGCAAUUGGAAUUGGAGUCAUCUCCCUGAUGUAAAAUUUAACUUUGGUGGUAGGGAAUUUGCCAUACCUGCCAGAGCUUACAUCAUCAAAUAUGCAGGUAAAUGCUAUUCAAGUUUCUUGCCGGAGGAUUUCUCCUCUUGGGGAUUCGAUUGGUUGGUAGGUGAUACAUUCUUGAAAACCGUUUACAGUGUAUUCGAUUUUGGUAAUGAUCGUGUUGGGUUCGCAAAACUAGCUUAAAUAGAUGUAAAUUUCCAAAUAGUUAAUAAUAAAUUAG
This is a messenger RNA of Diabrotica virgifera virgifera (western corn rootworm), 1138 nucleotides long. RefSeq lists its product as uncharacterized. The record is from RefSeq and is a predicted model, not a curated record. Bases 1 to 1101 code for a protein of 366 amino acids. Gene Ontology annotation, molecular function: aspartic-type endopeptidase activity. Gene Ontology annotation, biological process: proteolysis. The transcript has 8 exons. Lineage: Eukaryota; Metazoa; Arthropoda; Insecta; Coleoptera; Chrysomelidae.